GCCUGAGUGUGCGUUUCGUCACCGUGGGAAGGGAGCGUGAGUCGGCACUGAGGGGUCUGAGGGUGACUCACUGCCCUCCUGCACCAUAAAUAAGAGGGGAGCCCGCGGCUCCCAGAGCAGCACAGCCCAGCCACAGCCCUGCCAUGGCACUCAUCCUCCUGGCUCCGCUUGCUGUUGGGCUGCUGGCCAUCUCCUGCUGUGCCGUCCCGCUCCAAAGCAAGCCGCAGGUGGUGGUCAACUUCCCAGGGGAGCUGGUCAGCAACCUGUCAGACCGGGAGCUGGCGGAGAGCUACCUGCUACGGUUUGGCUACACCACGGAGGCGGAGGCGCGGAUGGGCAGCAAGCACGUGUCCCUGGCCAAGGCGCUGCGCAAAAUGCAGAGGCAGCUGGGCCUGGAGGAGACGGGGCAGCUGGAUGCCAGCACGCUGGAGGCCAUGCGAGCACCCCGCUGCGGCGUCCCUGACGUGGGAACCUUCCUGACAUUCGAGGGGGAUCUGAAGUGGGACCACAUGGAUCUGACGUACCGGGUGAUGAACUACUCCCCCGACCUAGACCGUGCUGUGAUCGAUGAUGCCUUCAAGCGAGCAUUCAAAGUGUGGAGUGACGUGACCCCCCUCACCUUCACCCAGAUAUACAGCGGCGAGGCAGACAUCAUGAUCAUGUUCGGAAGCCAAGAGCACGGGGACGGAUAUCCUUUCGAUGGCAAGGAUGGGCUCUUGGCCCAUGCCUUUCCCCCGGGACGGGGAGUCCAGGGUGAUGCCCACUUUGAUGAUGACGAGUUCUGGACGCUGGGAAAUGGUUUAGUGGUGAAGACCCGCCACGGUAACGCCAAUGGGGCUGACUGCCACUUCCCCUUCAUCUUCGAGGGCCGCUCCUACUCCCACUGCACCACGGAGGGGCGGUCGGAUGGGCUGCCCUGGUGUGCCACCACCGCCAGCUACGACCGAGACAAGAAAUACGGCUUCUGCCCCAGCGAACUCCUUUACACCAAUGGCGGCAACAGCGAUGGGUCCCCCUGCGUCUUCCCCUUUGUCUUCGACGGCACCUCCUACAACACCUGCACCACGGAUGGGCGCUCCGAUGGCUACCGCUGGUGUGCCACCACCGCCAACUUCGACCAGGACAAGAAAUAUGGCUUCUGCCCCAACAGAGACACGGCGGUGAUCGGUGGCAACUCCCAGGGGGAUCCGUGCGUCUUCCCCUUCACCUUCCUGGGCCAGUCCUACAGCGCCUGCACCAGCCAGGGCCGCCAGGACGGCAAGCUCUGGUGUGCCACCACCAGCAACUACGACACCGACAAGAAGUGGGGCUUCUGCCCAGACAGAGGUUACAGCAUCUUCCUGGUGGCUGCCCACGAGUUCGGGCACUCGCUGGGGCUGGACCACUCCAGCGUGCGUGAGGCCCUCAUGUACCCCAUGUACAGCUAUGUUCAGGACUUCCACCUGGACCCCGAUGAUAUCCAGGGCAUCCAAUACCUCUACGGUCGUGGCUCUGGCCCAGAGCCCACCGCCCCUGUGCCCGUGACCACCAAGGAGCCCCAGCCCCUGCCGACAGAAGCUGGCAGCACCUCUACCACCGAGGAGGAGGAGGAGUACGAGACUCCGGAGCCCACAGCUGUGCCCAUCCCUGUGGACCCCAGCCAGGAUGCCUGCAAGGAAAAGGACUUUGAUGCCAUCACGGAGAUCAAUGGGGAGCUGCAUUUCUUCAAGGAUGGGAAAUACUGGACACGCUCAUCCUUCUGGAAUUCGGACAUCCAGGGGGCCUUUUCCAUCGCAGACACCUGGCCGGGGCUCCCGGCGGUCAUCGAUGCCGCUUUCCAGGAUGUACUCACCAAGAGGAUCUUCUUCUUUGCCGGUCGGCAGUUCUGGGUGUUCUCGGGCACGAGCUCGCUGGGCCCUCGCGGCGUGGAGAAGCUGGGCAUCAGGAAGAACGCCGGGCGCAUCUCGGGGGCUCUGCAGCGCGGCCGCGGCAAGGUGCUGCUCUUCAGCGGGGAGAGCUACUGGAGGCUCGACGUGAAGGUCCAGAGGGUGGACAAAGGCUACCCCCGCGCCACCGACGACGUCUUCACCGGCGUCCCCCUCGACGCACGCAACGUCUUCCUCUACCAAGACAAUUACCACUUCUGCCGGGGCAGCUUCUACUGGAGGAUGACGCCGCACUACCAGGUGGACCGGGUGGGCUACGUCAAGUACGACAUCCUGCAGUGUCCCCAGCACUGAGCGCCACCCGGCCGCCCCGCUGCGCCCUGCCCAUCGCCGCCCGCACCCGGGCUCUCGUCCCGCAGCCUGGUCCCCGCGGCCGUGGGGCGGCGGGCGGGGGUCCCGGGGUCGCCCCCGGCAGCCCCGACUGGGCAGCAGGACUCUCACCGCGACGGGCACCGAGCCGCCUCUGCCCGCGCUGCCUCCGUCGCGCAGAAGCGUUUGCCUGGUGCAAACCACAACACGGAUUUGGAGCGAUUUUGUCUUUUCCCGAGCUGGCCGUGCCGCUCCGGGCCGGGCUUCGAGCGGAGCUGGUGCCCGGGCACCCGGCGGGGCAGGGGCGCGGGCGCUGCCAGCUCUGCCAGCCCGUU
This is a messenger RNA of Cuculus canorus (common cuckoo), 2569 nucleotides long. It is a transcript of the gene MMP9, whose product is annotated as matrix metallopeptidase 9. The transcript is spliced from 13 exons. Gene Ontology annotation, cellular component: extracellular matrix. Bases 144 to 2219 code for a protein of 691 amino acids. The record is from RefSeq and is a predicted model, not a curated record. Lineage: Eukaryota; Metazoa; Chordata; Aves; Cuculiformes; Cuculidae. Gene Ontology annotation, biological process: proteolysis; collagen catabolic process; extracellular matrix organization. Gene Ontology annotation, molecular function: zinc ion binding; metalloendopeptidase activity.